GGCAUACAAAGAAUCCAGUCUGUGUUCGCCGGCCGGCGACCAAACUUGUUUUGCUACCUUAUUUCCAUAACGAAGUAAAAUAGAACUACAAAACUAGGAAGACACUUUCGCUGUGAAGCUCCCAGAAAACGAACGUGUCCAGAAAAAUGAAAUCUUUCAUAGAGUAUUCCGCGAACACAGAUUUUCCUAUAGAAAAUUUGCCCUACGGUGUUUUCACAUCGCCUAAAAACGCCCAAAAACACAUUGGAGUCGCAAUCGGAGACUGGAUCCUAGAUCUCAACGUAAUCUCGCAUCUGUUUACCGGCCCGCUACUGAAAGACAAACAACAUGUUUUUAAGGACGAUAAGUUGAAUUCGUUUAUGGGCCUGACCAAAGCGCAUUGGAUCGAAGCAAGGAACACGUUGCAGAAGCUGCUGGACGCCAGCAACACCAAAUUGAAAAAUGACAAUGAUCUGCGGCAAAAAGCCUUCAUUAAGCAAAAUGAGGCGACAAUGCAUAUUCCGGCGCACAUCGGCGAUUACAGCGACUUCUAUUCGUCGAUCCACCAUGCUACCAAUGUGGGAAUUAUGUUUAGAAGCAAAGAGGACGCUCUUAUGCCUAACUGGAAAUAUAUUCCCGUUGGAUACCAUGGACGAUCAAGCUCCAUUGUUAUAUCUGGCACACCGAUCACACGUCCCCUUGGCCAGACACUUCCAGUCGAAGGAGCAGAACCCCACUUCGGUCCCUGUCGGCUGAUGGAUUUCGAGCUUGAAAUGGCUUGCUUUGUUGGCGGACCCCCGACAGCGCUGGGUGAAAGAGUUACUGCCAAACAGGCAGAGGAACGUAUCUUCGGAUUUGUUCUCAUGAAUGACUGGAGUGCGCGUGAUAUUCAGAAAUGGGAGUACAUUCCACUCGGUCCAUUCACCGCAAAGAAUCUGGGAACCUCCAUAUCGCCGUGGAUCGUCACCGUGGAGGCACUUCGUCCGUACAUAGUGGACAACUAUCCGCAAGAUCCUGUCCCGUUCCCAUAUUUGCGACAUGACGAUAAAUUCAACUUUGACAUCAAGCUAGAGGUGGAUUUAAAAUCUGAAAAAUCACCAGUGAUUACAACUAUAAGCCGCUCAAACUAUCGAUUCUUGUACUGGACUGCUAAGCAACAACUGGCCCAGCAGACUAUAACUGGUUGCAAUUUGCGUCCUGGAGACUUACUUGGGUCUGGUACAAUCAGUGGCGAUAGUUCAGAUUCCUACGGCAGUAUGCUUGAACUAAGCUGGAAAGGUACGAAACCUCUCCGCUUGCAAAACGGCGAAGAGAGGAAAUUUUUGCAAGAUGGCGACACUGUCAUCCUUCGAGGCUAUUGCGUUAACGAGCUUGGGGUACGCCUGGGAUUCGGAAAAUGCGAAGGCAAAUUGCUCCCAGCAUUACCAUAUAAGGAAUAAUAUUUUUGUCCACUUUUGGGAACUUUUAACACCACUAUAUAACUUAAAUUUUUAUGUGUAUCACUUUGUUAGUUUGUGUCACUGCCAGCUGUGUUUUGAAAAGCAAAAAUUUUAUAGUUUGUUAACAAUAAAUGUGUGAUUCUGUU
Molecule: messenger RNA, 1564 nt
Organism: Maniola jurtina (meadow brown)
Lineage: Eukaryota; Metazoa; Arthropoda; Insecta; Lepidoptera; Nymphalidae
Gene: Faa
Product: fumarylacetoacetase
Exons: 9
Coding region: 147-1418 (423 amino acids)
Biological process (GO): L-phenylalanine catabolic process; homogentisate catabolic process; L-tyrosine catabolic process
Molecular function (GO): fumarylacetoacetase activity
Source: RefSeq, a predicted model, not a curated record